AGUUAGCUACAGUGGCUGUAAAUUGGCUGUAAGUUAGCCUAGCUGUAAGUUAGCUACAGUGGCUGUAAGUUAGCCUAGCUGUAAGUAAGCUACAGUGGCUGUAAAUUGGCUGUAAGUUAGCAUAGCUGUAAGUUAGCUACAGUGGCUGUAAGUUAGCCUAGCUGUAAGUUAGCUACAGUGGCUGUAAGUUAGCCUAGCUGUAAGUUAGCUACAGUGGCUGUAAGUUAGCCUAGCUGUAAGUUAGCUACAGUGGCUGUAAGUUAGCAACAAAGCAUUAGCUAGCCGUUAGCUUCACACACGUAAACAAUGGAUCCAGACAAAGAAGAAGCAGAAGAGUUAGUUUCGGACUCUGAAGACCCGUUCCCUGAGAGGGUAGAAGAGGAAGAGGAGGAGGAAGGAGAGAAGGAAGAGGAGGAUGACGAGGAGGAGAAGGAUGCUCUUAUCUUCAGCGCGUGGAUGCAGCGCUACAGAGGAGGGGAACAGAGGGAUGAGAUCGGAGAGGAAGAGGAGAAAGAGGAGGAAGAGGAGGGAGGAAGACCUGAGAGCAGAUGUUGUCUAGAGCCACCGGUCAGGAUGAGGACCGAUCGCCGGGCGUCACUACCGUGUCCGGCGACUCUAUCGGCCAUGCAUCUGUCGCGCCUCCACUCUUCCACCCGUCCCGCGGUGACGGCGAAGGUGCUGCUCAAACGCUCGUCCUUACGCAACCUCCUUCCGGUACCUCAGGAGGUCGCCGCGGCAACCACGGUCGCCACGGUGACCGCCACGGCAACCACGCGGAGACCCUCCCUCACCCCCGGCAUCCAUGACGUCAUGGCGCCCGAGAAGCGGGGCCAGUUCAGGAGACGCAACGUCAUGUCGUUGAGUGAUGCCUACAGUGUGUGUCUGAUCUGUCAUAAUGACCUGAGUCGAGGCUCCGGGACCAGAGAGCUGCAGUGUACACACACCUACCACAAAGAGUGUAUAGAGGAGUGGUUGUGGAGGAAACAGUCCUGUCCUACGUGCCACGUUCAGGUGUCCAUCCCUCAGCCCGCCUACUGGAGCUCCACCCGGGCCAAAGUCCCCUAAAACCUGCUGCGCUGCUACGUCAUCAAACGUCCCCAAGCCUCUCCACAUGGGACUGAAUAGAGUUAUCUAUUACAUGUCACUUACACACAUGUACAUAACCUUAUU
This is a messenger RNA of Perca flavescens (yellow perch), 1170 nucleotides long. RefSeq names its product putative RING-H2 finger protein ATL71. The transcript is spliced from 4 exons. Bases 307 to 1065 code for a protein of 252 amino acids. Lineage: Eukaryota; Metazoa; Chordata; Actinopteri; Perciformes; Percidae. The record is from RefSeq and is a predicted model, not a curated record.